GCCAUUUUCAAACCUCUCACCUCCGGAGCCGGUGGCCGGGGAGAAAGAACCCGCGAGGAAGGCGCGUCCCGCGGGCCAUGCGGCUGCGGAAGGAGGGAGUUGCGGCCGGAGCUGCCGGACUUUAAUUUGUAGAAGGGAAUAAAACUGAUUUUGGAAGAUAGGAUGACUACAGCUGUGGAAAGAAAGUAUGCUCAUGUUAGAAAAAGAUUGGAUCAGCUGGGAUACCGCCACACUCUGACAGUGGAGAGUUUACCAUUAGUAGAAAAACUUUUCAGUGACCUAGUUCAUACAACAGAAAGCCUUCGACAGUCAAAAUUAUCUACUGUGAAAGCUGAAAAAGACAGUGCCAAUUUUGAUUUUGUUCUGGAACCUUAUAAACUUGAAAAUACAAGAUUGAGUAGGGAAAAUAAUGAAUUAUACCUGGAGUUAAUGAAACUGAGAGAACACUCAGAGCAACACAUUAAAGAGUUGAAAACUACACUGAAGAAGAAUACACGUGAAACAGCUGAUCUCAAAUUUCUAAAUAACCAAUAUGUUCAUAAACUCAAACUUUUGGAGAAAGAGAGCAAAGCUAAGAAUGAAAAAAUUCAACAACUUCAAGAAAAGAAUUUGCAAGCUGUGGUACAAACUCCAGGUGGCAAGAAAAGAAGCAUUGCUUUUAGGCGUCAGCGUAUGCAAAUUGAUGAACCAGUUCCUCCCUCUGAAGUCAGUUCCUAUCCAGUUCCCCAGCCAGAUGACCCUUACAUUGCAGAUCUCCUGCAAGUGGCUGAUAACAGGAUUCAAGAACUUCAACAGGAAGUCCACCAGUUACAAGAAAAGUUAGCAGCGAUGGAAAAUGGAGUGCUAGAUUACAGCAAGCAGAUUGAGCUAAGAGAACGAGAGAUAGAACGACUGUCAGUUGCUUUGGACGGUGGUCGCUCCCCUGAUGUCCUCUCUCUGGAGUCCAGAAAUAAAGCCAAUGAAAAACUCAUUGCUCAUUUAAAUAUUCAGGUUGACUUUCUUCAGCAAGCCAAUAAGGACCUGGAGAAGCGUAUACAAGAGCUUAUGGAAAGCAAGGAAACAGUUACAUCUGAGGUUGUUAAUUUAAGUAACAAAAAUGAAAAACUCUGCCAAGAAUUAACUGAAAUAGAUCAGCUAGCGCAGCAGUUAGAAAGACAUAAAGAAGCAGUGCUCCUGACCGCUGACCAAGAACUGGGGGAAGCAAAGAAAGAGAUUAAAAGAAAAUUCUUUGAAAUGCGGGAUCUUGAAGAAACAGUUGCAAAACUUGAACUGGAAUUAAACUUAUGCAAUAAAGAAAAGGAGAGACUGAGUGAGGAACUCCUUAUAAAAUCAGACCUGGAAACUGUUGUUUAUCAGCUUGAACAAGAAAAGCAAAGACUUAGCAAAAAAAUGGAAAAUUUUGCAGUUACAGAAAGAGAACUAACUUUGGAAGUUGAAAGGAUGAGACUAGAACAUGGAAUAAAACGUCGAGACAGGUCACCUUCUCGUUUAGACACGUUUCUGAAAGGUAUAGAAGAAGAACGAGAUUAUUAUAAGAAAGAGCUAGAACGACUCCAGCAUGUAAUACAGCGACGAUCUUGCUCUAUACAUUACAAUACACGUGAAAAAAGUUCAAGUCGAACACCAGAGAAGGGUGAUUACAAUUCAGAGAUUCAUAUGAUCACAAGAGAAAGAGAUGAACUUCAGCGUAUGCUAGAAAAAUUUGAAAAAUAUAUGGAGGAUAUACAGUCUAACGUUAAAUUAUUGACGGCAGAAAGAGAUAAUCUAAGCGUCUUAUAUAAUGAAGCUCAGAAAGAAUUGUCAACCCUAAGACAGGGAUCUACCCUCACUACAACCUCCCAUAAUAUUGUUAGUCUUAUGGAGAAGGAAAAAGAACUUGCAUUAUCUGACUUAAGAAGAAUUAUGGCAGAAAAGGAAUCUUUAAGAGACAAGUUACAAAGUGUCCAGGAAAUGAGUCUUCAUGGAAAGUCAGAAUUAGAAAAAACUAUUGAACAUUUGACAUGUGUUAAUCAUCAGCUUGAAAGUGAAAAAUGUGAAUUAAAGUCUAAAAUGUUACUAAUGAAAGACACAAUAGACUCGUUAGAGAACAAAUCAAAACUUCAAGCUAAAAAACUUAGCUUUGCAACGGGUGACUCAUCUCAUCACAAAACAGAGAUGAACUCACUUAGGAUAGUAAAUGAGCAGCUACAGCGGUCACUUGAUGACUGUCAGCACCGACUUUCCAUAAAAAGAAGUGAACUUGAAUCAGCCCAUGCACAAAUUAAAAUGCUGGAAGAAAAUCUAGAUAAACUAAACCUUAAGAUGACUUCACAGGAUGAGGAGGCUCAUGUAAUGAAAAAGACCAUUGGUGUUAUUGAUAAAGAAAAAGACUUUCUUCAGGAGACUGUGGAUGAGAAGACAGAAAAGAUUGCAGAUUUGCAGGAAAACCUAGCUAAUAAAGAAAAGGCUAUUGCUCAGAUGACAGUAACAGUCUCAGAGUGUGAAUUAAGUAUAAACCAACUCAAGGAAACAGUGAGUAAUCGAGAACGUGAGAUAAACAGCCUCCUGCGCCAGCUGGAUGCUGCUCGCAAAGAACUUGAUGAAGUAGGAAAAGCGAGAGAAAUAGCUUUUAAAGAAAACAGAAGAUUACAAGAUGAUUUGGCUACAAUGUCGAGAGAAAACCAGGAAAUCUCAUUGGAAUUGGAAACAGCAGUACAAGAAAAAGAAGAUAUGAAGAAUAGAGUUCACAGUUACAUAACUGAGGUGUCACGAUGGGAAAGCUUAAUGGCUACCAAGGAAAAAGAAAAUCAAGAUUUGUUAGACAGAUUUCAGAUGCUUCAUAACCGUGCAGAAGACUGGGAGGUGAAAGCCCAUCAGGCUGAGGGAGAAAGCAGCUCCGUCCGACUGGAACUUCUUUCUAUUGACACAGAGAGGAGACACCUUCGAGAGAGAGUGGAGCUAUUAGAAAAAGAAAUUCAAGAGCACAUAAAUGCUCAUCAUGCUUAUGAGUCUCAGAUCUCAUCAAUGGCAAAAGCUAUGUCUAGAUUAGAAGAAGAGCUGAGACGUCAAGAAGACGACAAAGCAGCAGUUUUAAAUGAUAUGUCUUCUCUGAGAGAACUUUGCAUUAAGCUUGAUUCAGGCAAAGAUAUUAUGACCCAACAAUUGAAUUCUAAAAACCUGGAGUUUGAGAGGGCUGUAGUGGAAUUAGAAAAUGUAAAAUCAGAAACAGACCUGUUGAAAAAACAAUUGUCAAAUGAGAGACAAACUGUUAAAAACCUCGAAUCAUUGUUGGCUACAAAUAGAGAUAAAGAAUUUCAUUCUCAUUUAACUUCCCACGAGAAGGAUACAGAAAUUCAGCUACUUAAAGAGAAGUUAACCCUUUCAGAAAGCAAAUUAACUAGUCAAAACCGGGAAAAUACCAUGCUGCGAUCUAAAGUGGCACAGUUAGAAACAGAUUAUGAUGCUCUGAAAAGACAGAUUGCAACUGAAAGAUACGAACGAGAACGAGCAAUCCAGGAGAUGCGUCGGCACGGUCUUUCUACAUCACCCCUUAGUUCCACUCUGAGGUCUCCUGAACGUUCUCCUGAACAUUUAAAUAUGUAAUUAUCAGAAAGAAUAAUGGUUUUCAAUGAGUUCCUGUAUGGAUUUUUAAAAGAACAGAACAGUAGUGAAAUAUUUGAAGUACUUGUUCCUGAAAAUCAUGAACAUUCACACAAAUUCUACCUCCGUCAACUUUUAUAUAAAUCAGUGAAUAUUUAUGUUAAAAGGUUUGGUUUAAAAGGACUAUAUGUGUAUAUUUUCAUAUAUAUGUGACAAAACAAAAUAUAUAUUAAAUAGUGCUUAACUGAUGUUAUAUUUUUAUUAUUUCUGACUUAAAUUCCUCCUCAAUGUGUGUUUAUACUGUGAAUUAAUAUAAUGUAUUGAUAAUACUUAUUUUUCAAUUUUCAUGUCUGGGUUUAUAAUGCCUAUCUUAAUGUAGUCACAAAGAAUUGUCAACUUGAUGCUAUGUUGUCUAGCUUAACUUUUUUUUCUUAAAAUUAUUCAUAGAUUUACUAUUAUCAAGGGGAAUAUAUUUACAUCUAGUCUUACUAUAAUAGAGGUCUUCAUAAAAUAAUGAUUGCCAUAUAUAAUUUGUUAUUGCCAACUAAAAGAACAAAGAUGGGAAAGGUACGUUACAUACAAUAUUAUUUUGGCCAUCACAUAGACUCGUCACGUAAUGCAUUUUGAAAUCAAACUAAAAGGUAUGUUUAGAGUUUUGUAUAAUAAUAGAACAGAAGUUUGGAACAUUUUUUCAGUAAAUAAAAUUCCUCAGUGUAUUAAUUUAAAAUUCAGGAGUCGGAAAGUAUAUGGAAGUAAAUAUAGUAAAACAUUUUAUUAAAAUUCCAACCUACAUUCAGUUUCAGUGUUUUGCUUUUAAACCUGUAUGUUGUAAUUUACCAGUCUUCCAGAACACUGUGUAAACACUGAACGAUGGCAAAUGAAUUGAAAAGUUUUUUAUAAUUAAUUUUCAAAGUUGUAAUUUUUAAAAAUGUAGUAUGUACAUAUAUUACUAAAACAACAGAAGCAAAAAAAUGGAAUGUCAGAUAUAGAAACUAAUCCUGUUUGAAUCAUACACAUUUGAAGACAGUCCUGGUCUUAAUAGAUUUUAUUAUGAUUGAAAAAGAACUUAACAUAGGAAAGUGAAAGACCAACUACUUAUGUUUUGUUUCCUCUGUGGUUUAAUAAAGUAGAGCGUGUGUGUACCUGGGGUGGGCAGUGCUCUUUUUCUAAAACUAAUAUGCCUUAUUAUGUCCUUUGUGAUAAUUUGGUGUGUAUUUGGUUAUGGGCUGGCUUUUCCACCAUCUUUAUAAUGUUAUGUAUCCCAUCUCCUUUGUGUGAAUUCACUUAUCAUCACAAUAGACAAGAGAAGUAGGACUAUUGGCAGUACCAUAUGGAAAAAAAUAUUUUAAUAAAUAUAUGUAAAUAAAAAAUAUUUGUCCCUACCUUUUCCCCUAAAGCAACAGCAAGGCAUAUUUUUUUUAGAUAUUUUAUUUUUAAUGUUUCUAUAAUUUAAGAAUAUAUAGCUUGCCCUAAUUGUUAUUUUCAUAAAUACGAUACAGUUUUUUAAAAAUUAGUUUUAUCUUAAAAUACUGAAUGUUCUGACCCUUUAUAAAUGUUUUUAACUGUUUUAAAUAAUUUUAAAUUAUGGAGCUUGACAUAGAUAUGCCAAUAAACUUUACAAUCAAUUUAUUUUCUCUCUUAAAAUAGUUCAUUUAUAGUUUUGUGUUAGCAAUAUUCUAAAUUCUAAAAGUG
Molecule: messenger RNA, 5271 nt
Organism: Nycticebus coucang (slow loris)
Lineage: Eukaryota; Metazoa; Chordata; Mammalia; Primates; Lorisidae
Gene: CEP135
Product: centrosomal protein 135
Exons: 26
Coding region: 163-3582 (1139 amino acids)
Source: RefSeq, a predicted model, not a curated record